AUGCGCGGGAACCUCCCGUUCCUCGCCGCGGCGGCCGCCGCUGGGUCCAGCAAUGGCGCUGCCCUCCCUCUGUCCCUCUCGCACACGAAGCAGCUCCACGCGCGCCUCAUGGUCGCCUCCCCCUCCUCCGCUUCUGGCCCUGCCGACCUCCGCCACCUAGUGCUCCGCUCCUAUGCCGCCCGCGGAGACUUCUCCUCCGCCCGCCGCUUGCUGGACGAGGCUCCCCGUCCGGCCUCGCCGCUCCUCUACAACGCCCUAAUCCGCGCCCACGCCCGCCGCCUCGACCUCUCCGCCGCGUUCGCGCUCUUCGCCCGCAUGCGCCGCUCCGCCACUCCGCCCGACGCGCACACCUUCGCCUGCGUCCUCCGUGCCUGCGCCGAAUCCUCACGCCCGGACGCCGUCAAGGUCGUCCACGGUAUCGCCACAUCAUGCGGUAUGUGCUCCCGUCCGAUUGUCCUGAGCGCGCUUGUCAGUGGGUACGCAAAGGUUGGCCUCGUGGACAAUGCUCGCAGCGUGUUCGAUGGAUUGUGCGAGCCGGACUUGGUCCUUUGGAACUCCAUGUUGUCUGCAUACGGGUACCAAGGAAUGUGGUAUGAUGGUCUCCAGAUGUUUUCCUCAAUGCGGAGAGCUGGGGAGCAGCCGGAUGGGUAUUCAAUGGUUGGCUUAAUCUCAUGCUUCUGGAAUCCGGAAAUACUUGCAUUCGGUCAAGCAGUUCAUGGAAUGUGUGUCAAGGGGGGUUAUGACUCCGGACACCAUGUGAGAAGCACACUUGUGUCGAUGUACAUUAGGUGUGGGUGUAUGGAAUCUGGACAGAGAUUGUUUGGUAGCUUGCCCGAUGCGGAUUUGAUUACCUGGUCGUCACUGAUUACUGGGCUAAUGCAAACUGGCAAGUACGAGGAGUCAUUUGAUUUGUUCCGAAAAUGUGUUUUACUGUUGUACCAGGAGGUCCAUUGUUAUGCAGUCAGGCUUGGAGCAGAUAUGGAUAUAAGAGUCUCUUCUUCACUAAUGGAUGCUUAUGCAAAAUGUGGUUUCACUGAGCUUGGAUACUGGGUGUUCCGCCAAUUACCUAAUAAGAACUCAGUCAUGUACAACACGGUCAUAUCAAACCUUGGAUCUCACGGGUUUGCAACUAAGGCUAUUGAUGUCCUAGAUGAGAUGGUUAAUGAUAAGCUAAUGCCUGAUAGUGCUACCUUCUCCGCUUUACUUGCUGCUUGUUGUCAUGUGGGACACUUGGAGGAGGGAUGGAAGUUGUUCAGGAGAAUGAGGGAUGAAUUCAAGAUAGUUGUUGAAAUGGAGCACUAUGUGUACAUGGUGAGGCUUCUUGCAACAUUUGGCCAGCUGAAGGAGGCAUACGAUCUUAUACAGACAAUGCAAAUACAACCAGAUUGUGGUGUGUGGGGUGCAUUGCUUUGGGGUUGUUGUGUCCAUCGUGAUUCCAGCCUCGGCAGGAUUGUUGCUGAAAAGCUCUUUGAACUCAAUUCAGAGAAAGCUGCUUACCCAGGGUUAUGCUCUCAAACUUGUAUGCCUCACAAGAGAUGUGGUGGGAUGCUGAGGAGGUUAGGGAUGAGUUAUCAAAAGAAAAUAUGUACAAGAACACAGGGAUGA
Molecule: messenger RNA, 1605 nt
Organism: Miscanthus lutarioriparius
Lineage: Eukaryota; Viridiplantae; Streptophyta; Magnoliopsida; Poales; Poaceae
Source: the annotation of a GenBank genome assembly